ACUCCUUUGGCGGUCCAAUCCAAAGUGCAGAGUUCAUAGAGAGAGGUGAAAUUUGACAGUAAGUUAAAGUUUUUCAGAAGCUCCCAGUUUUGCGCUGUAAUCCAUAAGGUUGGUUUUCGACGAAGGGGGUUUUGUGAUUUCUGUCUCCGUGUGAUGCAAGGAUGGCAGAAGAGUCUCAGAGAACCGGAGAAUUACCAGAGGACGUCAUGACUGAUGAUUGCAUGAAUUCCUACACAUACCUCUACAGUCCAGACCUUUUGAAAGAUCAGGUUGCCUUUAUCACAGGUGGUGGCUCUGGCAUUGGAUUCCGCAUAGCUGAAGUCUUCAUGAGGCAUGGGUGCGAUGUAGUGAUCGCCAGCCGAAAUCUGCAACGUCUAAGUGAGGCUGCAGAGAAGCUAACUAAAGCAACUGGUCGGAGAUGUCUCCCUUUGGCAAUAGAUGUCAGGCAACCAGAGACUAUUAAUACAGCUGUAGAUCGAACAUUGGAGGAGCUGGGUCGCUUAGACAUACUCAUUAACAAUGCUGCAGGUAACUUCCUAUGUCCUGCCUCUUCUUUGUCAUUCAACGCCUUCAAGACAGUACUGGAGAUCGACACCAUGGGCACUUUCAAUGCCAGCAAAGUGGCCUAUGAGAAGUGGUUCAAGGAUCAUGGUGGUUCUAUUGUGAACAUUUCCGCCACUCUGGGAUACAAGGGUCAGGCGCUCCAGGUGCAUGCUGGGUCAGCAAAAGCAGCAAACGAUGCCAUGACCAAACACCUGGCUGUGGAGUGGGGGCCCAAUGGAGUGCGAGUGAACACCGUAGCACCAGGACCUAUUUCAGGCACCGAGGGCUACCGCCGACUGGGUGGUCCCCAUGCUGAGGAUGCAGGGGCAUUUAACAGCAUUCCCCUGCAGCGUGCGGGGAAUAAGACAGAGAUGGCCCACACCGUGCUCUUCCUCUCCAGCAGGGCAGCUUCCUACAUCACAGGCAGCAUACUGGUGGCUGAUGGUGGAGCGUGGCUGACGUCGCCCAAUGACGUGCACCGUCUGCUGGGUAUACUCUCCUCUCGCUCUGCUAAACUCUGACACCCAACACUCAGGAUUCUGGUCCUCUGAAAUGAAGAGAGAUAGGAAGUAAUGUCUUCUAUCAUCCUCUAAGAAGACCGACCAUGUGACAAGAUAAAGGAGGGCUCUACAUGUCAAACUCCUUUGGACUUGAACAUAGCAUUCCAUCGUUUCAAACAGUAAUCAUGUGUUAAUGUUUAUUUGCACAUACUGGGACUGACAAGCCAGAUGUCCUUGGGCUGUACAAUUCACUCUGUAUUCUGGAGCUUUUUGUUCAUCCUAUGUUAGCUUGUGUUUUCUCUUUCACAAAUUCAGUAUUGAACAUUUCUUUUUGAAACACGAAACAAAUGUAAUUUCUUAUAUAUGUGUGUUAAUGCAUCUGUAAUUAGUUUGUAACCACAUUUUACAACAUUUAAUGAAAACCACUUGAGGGCGCAGUGGUAUCAUAAAGUAAAGCAUAAUUAAUAUGCUGCUGUUUACCUGUAAUCAAUAGCCUACACACGACAUAUCCUUCGCCCAGUAUAUUUUAAUCAAAGGCAAACUGAGUAGGCUCAGAAAUACCUUAUCAUUCAAUACGUGUUUUUUCCCCCCUCGUCAAUAAAUGAAAAUGAUGCGGGCUCUGCAAAUGAAAGUAA
Molecule: messenger RNA, 1678 nt
Organism: Clupea harengus (Atlantic herring)
Lineage: Eukaryota; Metazoa; Chordata; Actinopteri; Clupeiformes; Clupeidae
Gene: decr2
Product: 2,4-dienoyl CoA reductase 2, peroxisomal
Biological process (GO): fatty acid catabolic process
Cellular component (GO): peroxisome
Molecular function (GO): 2,4-dienoyl-CoA reductase (NADPH) activity
Source: RefSeq, a predicted model, not a curated record